This is a messenger RNA of Oncorhynchus nerka (sockeye salmon), 644 nucleotides long. Its product is annotated as large ribosomal subunit protein eL31. Gene Ontology annotation, biological process: cytoplasmic translation. Lineage: Eukaryota; Metazoa; Chordata; Actinopteri; Salmoniformes; Salmonidae. The record is from RefSeq and is a predicted model, not a curated record. Gene Ontology annotation, molecular function: structural constituent of ribosome. The coding region runs from base 64 to 441 and encodes 125 amino acids. The transcript has 6 exons. Gene Ontology annotation, cellular component: ribosome; cytosolic large ribosomal subunit.
UUGUCUACAGAUUACAGUGCCCACAAGCCCUUGCAACUUCCUUUCCGACAUUUCUCGGGCAGUAUGGCGCCAAACAAGAAAGGAGGUGAAAAAAAGAAGGGGCGUUCUGCCAUCAACGAGGUUGUGACCAGGGAGUACACGGUCAACAUCCACAAGCGCAUACAUGGCGUCUCCUUUAAGAGGAGGGCACCUCGCGCUCUCAAGGAGAUACGAAAGUUCGCCAUGAAGGAGAUGGGAACCCCUGACGUGCGUAUCGAUACUCGCCUGAACAAGGCUGUGUGGACCAAGGGGGUGAGGAAUGUCCCAUACCGUAUGCGUGUGCGCCUGUCAAGGAAGCGCAAUGAAGAUGAGGACUCUCCCAAUAAACUGUAUACCCUCGUCACAUACGUCCCUGUCACGACAUACAAAGGUCUGCAGACAGUCAAUGUGGAUGAGAACUAAUUAUUCAUUGGUGUGGAAAUACAUUUAUAAGACUGCAGUGUUGGAUUAUAUACAAGUUUAUACACUCACUAAUUGGGAUUCUUGAUGGAGCAAUUUUAUGCUUACAUAGUUUCAAGUUUUAUUAGUUGUAUGUACGGGAUACACAUGGUAUACACCACGUCCAAUGAAAUGCUUACAUGAAAAUAAAUUAUUUCUAGAGCGUC